Molecule: messenger RNA, 3684 nt
Organism: Cryptomeria japonica (Japanese cedar)
Lineage: Eukaryota; Viridiplantae; Streptophyta; Pinopsida; Cupressales; Cupressaceae
Product: putative leucine-rich repeat receptor-like serine/threonine-protein kinase At2g24130
Exons: 2
Coding region: 104-3442 (1112 amino acids)
Biological process (GO): protein phosphorylation; hormone-mediated signaling pathway
Cellular component (GO): plasma membrane
Molecular function (GO): ATP binding; protein binding; protein kinase activity
Source: RefSeq, a predicted model, not a curated record
AAUCUUAAUCUUAUAACUUGGUCACCCGGCAGAGAGUUAUAUAAGGAUGCCAAUCCUACCAACAACAAACAUAAUUUGAUCUAGGCUAAAACCCCAAAUAGACAUGAAGAUGAAGAUGGUUUGUCUCCUGCUCUUCUUUCUAUUUGCAUUUCCUGUCUCACAUUCUUCUCCUCCUUAUUCUGAUAAAGAUGAUCUUUUGGCUUUUAAAAGUUCUCUCUCUCCUGACUCUCACAAAGUUUUACAUGAUUGGUCUUCCAAUUCUUCUUUUUGCAACUGGACUGGUGUUGUUUGUUCUCCUCGUCAUCAUCAACGUGUGGUUUCCUUGAAUCUAACAGGUAUGUCUUUAGUGGGCACCAUCUCUCCUUUUCUUGGCAAUCUAUCUUUUCUUAGAGUACUUGCUCUUAGGAAUAAUAGCUUCUAUGGCCAAAUUCCGACUAAGUUGGGAAGGCUUUUUCACCUUCGAAUACUUCGAUUAUCUCGAAAUCAAUUAGAAGGCUUUAUCCCCUCCACUUUGGCUGAUUGUCGUUCUUUACAAGUUCUCAUUCUAUCUUAUAACAAUCUGAGUGGCAACAUUUCAUCUGAGCUAGGCAAACUUACUCAACUCACAGUGCUUAGUCUCUUUUCAAACAACUUUUCAGGAACAAUUCCUAGUGAAUUAGGUAUGCUUACUCAACUCACAGAGCUGUAUCUUGGUCAAAAUUACUUAUCUGGAGCAAUUCCUAUUGAAUUUGGUAUGCUCACUCAACUCACAGUGCUUAAUCUCUAUUCAAACAACUUUUCAGGAACAAUUCCUAGUGAAUUAGGUAUGCUUACUCAACUCACAAAGCUUUAUCUUGCUGAAAACUACUUAUCUGGAGCAAUUCCUAGUGAAUUAGGUAUGCUUACUCAACUCACAAAGCUUUAUCUUGCUGCAAACUACUUAUCUGGAGCAAUUCCUAAUGAAUUUGGUAUGCUCACUCAACUUAUAGUGCUUCAUCUUGGUGACAACUACUUGUCAGGAGGAAUUCCCACUGCCCUUUCUAAUUGCACUCAUCUCCAGGUUUUGAGGUUAUAUGCUAAUCAAUUAAUUGGAUACAUUCCUUGGAAGCUUGGCCAUUUAUCAGAGUUGCGAACAUUUCUUUCAUGGGAAAACCAUCUCACUGGAGAGAUCCCCAGCUCCUUCUCCAAUUGUACUCAACUUCAGCAUCUUGAAUUAGGUGGGAACCAACUAAGUGGCACAGUGCCAUUGGAGUUCGGAAAAUUGCUCCAACUUCAAUGGUUUUUGAUAGAGGAAAAUAAUCUCACGAGCAAAAACAAUGAUUUGUCUUUUCUAACAGCCUUGACUAAUUGCUCCUCCUUACAAGAAAUAGACUUGUCUUAUAAUUAUUUCACUGGAAUAAUGCCUGCUUCUAUUAGCCAAUUAUCAAGCCAGCUAUACGAAUUGACUUUAAGCUACAAUAAAAUUGGGGGAAACAUACCAGGGGGCAUUGGCAACCUCACAAAGUUGGCAACUUUAGACUUAUCCAGCAAUCAUUUCAGUGGGACCAUUCCAUCUAGUCUUAGCCUGCUUCUAAAUCUUGAAAGAUUAUUUUUGGACAAAAAUAGUUUAUGUGGAGGAAUACCCGAAAGUUUAGGUGAUGCAAAAAGGCUUGGACUGCUAUCAUUGAGUGAAAAUAUGAUUUCAGGUCAAAUUCCAGACGCUCUUGGCAAUCUUUCACAAUUAAGGGAUCUUAUUCUUCAUCACAAUCAACUUUCAGGGAAAGUGCCAGCAACUUUAGGGAGAUGUAUAACUUUGGAAAAGGUAGACUUAGCUUACAACAAACUAGAUGGAAACAUACCUCUUGAAUGGGCAAGUCUUGUCAAUCUCCAAUUUUAUUUCAACGUUUCUAGCAAUUUAUUACAAGGUUCUAUUUUAGUAAUGAGUAAAAUGGCAAUGGUUCAAGCUAUAGAUGUUUCUCUCAACAACUUCUCAAGUGAAAUUCCAGCUGCAUUGUCAAGUUGCACAAACUUGCAAUAUUUGAAUCUUUCAUGGAAUUCAUUUUACAACUCAAUACCAGCAUCAGUCACAAAUCUAAAAAAUCUUGAAGUCAUUGAUCUCUCAGAAAAUGAUUUGUCAGGUACAAUCCCAAUGGCUAUCCAGGAAAUGAAAAUGCUUCAACAUAUUAACCUCUCUUCAAACAAAUUAAUAGGAGAGGUUCCAAGGGGAGGAGUUUUUGCAACAAUUGAUCAGUCAGCAAUUUCAGGAAAUGUUGGACUUUGUGGCAAGUGGAUUAAUUUUCCACCGUGCUUGGAUUAUAAGCACAAACAACUCUCAACCUCCAUAAAGGUGAUAGUACCAAUUAUGAUUGGCAUUGCAAUCUUUAUUAUGUCUUCCAUACUCCUAAUUUUUUAUAGAAGGAGACAUAUUAAUCAAAAUACCAUUCAAUUCGACAUUGGGUCUAAAAAAAUUGCAUAUGAAGAACUUGUAGAUGCAACUGGUGGGUUUAGCCAAACUAAUCAGCUAGGAGUUGGUAGUUUUGGAUCUGUUUAUAGAGGGAUUCUCAACAAUGGUACACAUGUUGCUGUUAAAGUUUUCAACAUGCAGGAUGAAAAUGCUGUCCAAAGUUUUCAAAGAGAAUGCAAUGUGUUAAAAAGAGUUAGGCACCGCAAUGUGAUCAAAAUCAUUUCGGCUUAUUCUAACCCUGAUUUUAAAGCAUUGGUUCUUCCAUUCAUGUCAAAUGGAAGUUUGGAGAGAUGGUUAUAUCCCGAAGGAGAAGAUGAAUGUAAAUUAAGUUUGGCUGACCGAUUAAAAAUAGCAAAGGAGAUAGCACAAGGAAUGGAAUAUCUACAUCAUUAUUGCUUUGUGGAAGUCAUUCAUUGUGAUCUAAAACCUAAUAAUGUGUUGUUAGGUGAUGAUAUGACUUCAUAUAUAGCAGACUUUGGCAUUACCAGACUCUUUUUUGAGAAUUCAAUGGAUUCAGUGACUUCUGCAAGUGUACUAAAGGGAUCUAUUGGCUACUUUGCACCAGAGUAUGGAAUGGGUGGAAAAAUUUCAACCAAAGGAGAUGUAUAUAGCUAUGGAAUUCUGCUUUUAGAAUUGUUGACAAGGAGGAGACCAACAGAUAAAAUGUUUGUAGAAGGUAUUAAUCUGCCAAAAUGGGCAAGCAUGCAUUUUCCAAAUAAGAUCACAGAAGUGGUGGACAGCCAACUACUUAGAAAUGUUGAAGAAUUAAAUAAAGUAAUGGUAUUGGGAUGUCUUUCUGAAUUCAUGCAAAUAGGGUUGAUUUGCACAAGGGAAGAUCCACACCAACGCCCAACAAUGAUGGAGACUGUUCAGAGAUUAGAAAAAAUAACAAGUGUAUUUCUUGGUAUUCCUAGAGCUUUUCAUUUGCCCAUAGAUAUCUCACCUUUGCUUGAGGGUACCAGUAAUCCAAGAAAUACUAAUGAAGAAAAUUUUGAAAGUUGGUCAACAUCUACAUCUUAGAUCUUCACGCAGCUUAAUGACAGUGGUAUUCAAUGGAAGGAAUAAUGUUCAAGCUUAGGAGUGCAAAUUAUGACUUCCAGUUUUAGGCAUCUCUGCACUCAUCAUAAGUCUCCAUCUUCAGCUGUUCAACGUUUGGUUGUGUUGCAGCUUUUGGUUCAACAUUGUGGUUUUGCAUUUCAAUAUUUGGGGCAGCAUGAUGAUUCUAUUUGUUUUACUGUCAGAAAUUCCAGUCUUAUAUUCUG